CAGUGACAUUCAUCCAAGCAAAAGAUUUUUGUUAAUUAGCAAGUAUUUUGGUAGAAUUUUAACAACACAAGAACUAGAUAGACUCAAGAAGGUGCAUAAUCUAUGUGUAGAAUUAGAGGCAAAUGGUGCACUAAGUAAAAUGAAAAACUCAAUCGAAGCACAGUAUGGGCCAAUAAGUAUGUCAACAUUAAAAUUUGAAAGAAGACUUGAAGUAGGUUGGAGUAACAGAAUGACAGAAAUACGUGCUCUAAAGCAAAAACACCAUGUAGAUGCAAUAAAGAAAGAAAUUGUUGCAAAAUUUCAAAAAGCAUUAACAAAAGAAAAAGCCAGGCUUCGAAAGGAAAAAAAGGAAAAAAGAAGAGCUCAAGCACAGCAAUCAACACAUCAAAUGAUGAAAAAAGAAAUUACAACGAAACAGAUUGUAGAUAGAAGUAGACAAAAAAUAUGGAAAAUUCUAAUAAAGAAACCUCAAGAGUUUGGCCUAUUGCAAGUAAAAGCAAAACCUAGAGAACAAGAGGAAGAAGAACAAUUAACAGAAAACAAAAAA
Molecule: messenger RNA, 547 nt
Organism: Cetraspora pellucida
Lineage: Eukaryota; Fungi; Glomeromycota; Glomeromycetes; Diversisporales; Gigasporaceae
Source: the annotation of a GenBank genome assembly